Molecule: messenger RNA, 3251 nt
Organism: Solea solea (common sole)
Lineage: Eukaryota; Metazoa; Chordata; Actinopteri; Pleuronectiformes; Soleidae
Exons: 14
Coding region: 539-2974 (811 amino acids)
Biological process (GO): negative regulation of axon extension involved in axon guidance; neural crest cell migration; positive regulation of cell migration
Molecular function (GO): semaphorin receptor binding; chemorepellent activity
Source: RefSeq, a predicted model, not a curated record
UGUAACUUGUCUGUCGUAUCUAAAGAUUAAAGGAUAUCCUAAUCUAAUAAUAGCAGCCGAAAGACAGACUAAGCAGUAGUGGCACACACUGAUCCAACACUUAAAGCGCGGAUCCGGGGCGGUGGUGUCAGGCUGCACUGCGGGGUCGCUGCUGCUGCAGCUCCGGGACAAGUGACACAAUGAUGGUACCAUGAGCGUGGUCUCCUGCAGCACUCUUCACCAGUAGCCGGGCAGAAUGGCUUCUGCUCCUCCUUCCAGAGAGCACAACAGCAGCUCAUUAGCUCUGCACUGGAGGUUAACGCCGACAUAGAUACUCACCACACAGGACUCUUGACUUCAGACUCUCAGGCUUUGGUUACACAUCUGUGUAGAAACUGCCUCAAAAACACGAUUCAUGUUGAGGACGGCGGCAACACAGCAGCAUAACACCAUCUGGAGCGGGACCUUGGAGCAGGUUCUCGCUCUGAUAAAGUGCUGUGCUGGCAGAGUUAUGCCGUGCAGCUCUUCCACACUGAGACACAAUCCUGGACUCUGAGCCAUGUCUCUUCUCUCAGCCCUGAGCAUCGUCUGUGGAUUGAUGCUCCAUGUGGCAUUCAGUGCACUCAACAGUCACUACUGUGUCCCGAGAAAGACUGUACCUUACCAGAAUGAGCUGAAGCUGUUCAGAGAAGAUGGCAUCUUCAACUACUCUACUAUGUUGAUGAGAGACGACCUCGGAGUGCUGCUGCUGGGGGCCAGAGAGGCCGUAUAUGCUCUGGACAUCAACGACGUCUCCGUGAGAAAAGCUGCGGUGUAUUGGCGAGUUACCGAGGAGAAACAAAGGGAGUGCACCUACAAGGGAAAACACGCUGAGGUGGAAUGUCGAAACUACAUUCGAACCCUGCACAGAGUGAAUGGCACCACCAUGUAUGUGUGUGGCACAAACGCUUUUAGCCCCACCUGUGAUUAUAUGACAUUUGUCGGUGGACAGCUGAGGCUGCAGGGAAAGCCAGAGGAGGGAAAGGGGAAGUGUCCUUUUGAUCCCUUCCAGAGAUACUCCUCCCUCAUGGUCGGAAAUGACCUGUAUUCUGCUACUUCCAUCAAUUUCUUGGGCUCUGAGCCUGUUGUUCUGCGCAGCUCAAACUUGGCUCUCCGCACUGAGUUUAAGAGCUCCUGGCUCAGUGAGCCAAACUUUGUCUACAUGGACUUCAUGGGUGAGAGUUUUGACAGCUCCGAUGGGGACGAUGAUAAGGUUUACCUGUUCUUCAGCGAGAACGCCAUGGAGUACGAUUUCUACAGCAAAGUUGCUGUGUCUCGAGUGGCCCGAGUCUGCAAGGGGGAUAUGGGUGGCCAGCGGACGCUGCAGAGGAAGUGGACGUCGUUUCUGAAAGCUCGUCUGGAUUGUUCCCUCCCUGAACCCAGCCUGCCCCCCGUUGUCCAGGAUGUCUUCCUGCUGAAGCAUGAAGACUGGAGGAAGAGUGUCUUCUACGCUGUCUUCACCCCGCAGUCGAGCUUGUCUCAAGUAUCUGCAGUGUGUGCGUACAGCGUGUCCGCGAUCAGAGAGAUUUUCAACGAGGGAAAGUUCAAGACGCCCGUUGCUGUGGAAACAUCCCAUGUGAAGUGGGUGAUGUACACUGGAGAAGUGCCAGUCCCCAGACCAGGAGCAUGCAUCAAUGAUGUGGCGCGCAAAAUGGGGAUGAAUCGCUCUCUAGACCUUCCUGACAAAACCCUCCAGUUCAUCAGAGAUCGCCCCCUAAUGGACGAAGCUGUUCGUCCUCUGACAGGAGGACCACUGCUGAUCAAGAGAGGGGCUCUGCUGACUCGCAUCGUAGUGGACAGCACGCUGGCGCUGGACGGACAGAUAUAUGCCGUCAUGUUCAUCGGCACUGACAACGGUUACAUACAGAAGGCCGUUAACUACGAUGGAAAAAUGUUCAUAAUUGAGGAGCUCCAACUUCACGAAAACCCCGAGCCUAUCAACAUCCUGCAACUCUCCUCGACAAAGGGUCAGCUGUAUGCAGGCUCAGAGUCUGGUGCUGUCCAGAUGCCAGUGAGUAACUGCAGCCGCUACGACACGUGUGUGGACUGCGUCCUGGCCAGAGAUCCGUACUGUGCCUGGGACUUUUCAAGUGAGCGCUGCUCCUCUGUCCAAAGCCUAACCCGCUCCUCAAACAAUGCAACGCAGAGUCUGAAGGAAGGAGACGUCUCACGCUGUCCUCAGCCAGAUCCAGUAGCAGCUGUAAAAUUGACCCUUGUUCCAGAGAACAACAUCCAUCUGCCUUGCCAACUCCACUCCAACUUGGCCCAGGUCCUGUGGCAUUUCUCUGAGCAAACGCUUCACUCCAAUCACAAAUACUACAUCCACAGUGGAGGACUGCUCAUCAUGAGUGCUACCGAGUCAGACGCUGGUCUUUACACCUGCGAUUCAGUAGAGCAGAUAAACGGCAGGACAUACAACCGAACUGCGGCGGUUUAUCGUUUACAGCUCCACUCUGACCCAGAGGUGGGGGGCAGCACCACUCCUGGCAAUGAGGUGACAAAUUCCUUUGACUCUGCUAACACAGCUACACCAGAGCCGGGGCCAGACGACACCGGCGAGGACCCGCCGACCCCGGAGAAUCUAAACGACACCGGCAGGGUAACGCGUUUGGAGGUGGCCGUGGCUCUGCUGUCGCUGCUCUGCCUGUCUCUGAUGGGGGUCAUGCUCUACAUCUGGCUCCGGGGACGCUGGAAAUGCUGCAAGUUUGCGCCCGGGCUGCAGAACGUGAGCGAGAGAGAGAACGGGAAGCAGCAGUCGUGUGAAUACAUGCACAUACACAACAGGAGUUCAGACAUUAAGAUGCUGGGGCCUGAAUCUGUGAGACCAUGCGCCGCCAAUAAUAAUCACCACACUGCUGUUGACUUCAAAGGGAACGGAGAGCACCACUUCACACCUACGGCCAACAUUUCAAGUCUGGAUGGUCUUGGAUACAUAAAUGAUGAGUCAGAGAUUUGACUCUGCUGAUGUAUAGAAGUCUGAGACCAACACCAGUGCACUAAUUAUCUAACUAUAUGUGAGCAUCUAACAAGUCACUGUUCUCAGGAAUGAUUUUCACUUUGAAAAUUCUGUUCAUUGGUGUCCUGUUUCUCCCUGCACCGUCUUUAAUUUUUUACCCGGCAGCUGAUGAACUUUCUCCUGGAGAAAUUUCCUCUCCAGGAAAUAGUUGAAAAGACUUUUUAAAUAUAUGUAUUUUUUCAUACAAUGACAAAUUGUGAAUAUACUUUGUGUAAUA